GCCUGGGCCCCACCCAAUUUCCCAAUGGCAGCAGGCACCGAACGACCGUUAGACGGCUCUGGAUCAUGCCCGAACGCGGCCAGCAAAGGGAGGAGAUAGAGAAGUUACAUCGAUCGUAGCCACAGUUGGAGAUGUUGCGGUGUCUGGUUGGAGUAACAAGUCCUGUGCGAAAUUUUUAUUCACCUUUCGAAAACAGUUGUCCGUGUGGCUUUGGUCGGUGAAUGUGGCCAGUUCUGGAUUUUCUGGAUCGAAUGAAGGCGACAGUGUGAGCGUCGUUAGUGAAACUGAAAGUUGAGCAGCGUUUGGGACUAAUCGGUGCUGUUUGUGUUGGAAACUUGCCGGUGGUGCUUCCAGUUGCCCGAUGCCAGCAAGCAUCGAACGAACGUCGGGGUGCCCCGGAUCAUGUCCGAACUUCCUGCUGAAGCUCUACAAGAAAGGCGUUCGACCGGAAGACAUUGGCAUUAUCACACCGUACCAACAGCAGGUCAAGACAAUUCGGCGUAUUCUGGAUGAAAGUAAUUUGCAGAAACCAAAAAUCGGAAGCGUGGAGGAAUUCCAAGGCCAGGAGCGUAUGGUGAUUAUUAUAUCUACUGUGCGAACUUCGAAAUCGCUGCUGCAAAGCGACCUGCAGCAUGCACUUGGUUUCAUUGCCAGCCCAAAGCGCUUGAAUGUGGCCAUCUCCCGUGCACGGGCGCUGCUUUUGAUCUUCGGUAGCCCUCAUCUGCUGUCAGCGGACAAACACUGGCGAAAUCUGUUGUUCAGGACGAUUAAUUCCGGUUCGUACUGUGGGUGCGAUCUUCCCGAGCAUAUUGAUCCCACGGAGCCAGCGCUGAAUGGCGACGCACACAAGGAGGAGUGAACUAUUGUGUAACGGUUGGAGUUUGAUUACUUAUAAACGCGGGUUCGUAUAUGCUACAUCCGAAUACCUCGAACGAACUGCAGUGUAUCGUAUUAUUAUGAGAUGUAUCAUUUCUGAAUUUAAUUUUUAUGUUUGAAACAAAUAAAAUAAAUGAGAUUAAUUUUAAA
Molecule: messenger RNA, 1026 nt
Organism: Toxorhynchites rutilus septentrionalis
Lineage: Eukaryota; Metazoa; Arthropoda; Insecta; Diptera; Culicidae
Product: probable RNA helicase armi
Exons: 2
Coding region: 362-859 (165 amino acids)
Source: RefSeq, a predicted model, not a curated record